ACUGUACAAUGUUAAUUUGUUAUAACUUAUAACACUGUAUAAUAUAUAAUUAGCAACAGUUAUUAUUAAAUACAUAUAUAUAUAUAUAUAUAUAAGUAACUAUUGAUUUUCAUGAAAUAAAUUAUAAAAAAUUAUGGCUGAUGAAAGAAAUUUUCGUUCCUCAUAUUAUGAAAAAGUAGGAUUUCGCAGCGUUGAAGAGAAAAAGUCAUUAGAAAUUUUAUUAAAAGAACAACCAUUUGAUAAAGCAAAGUUAAAACAAUUUUGUCUCCGAUUCACAGUACCUGUAAUCCACAGAAAUUUUUUAUGGAAAAUAUUGUUCGAUAUUACGCCAAUUUAUACAGAAAGUCAUGAUUUUGUGGCCACGCAAAGAAAAAAAGAAUUUCAUGACUUGGAAAAGGCAUUAAGAGUUACUAAAAUAGUUGAUGAAAAUUCUAAACCUCAUCAAACAUUACUUAUCAUGUGGUUAUUGAGAAAGAGGCGAGCUAAGUUGGACAUAAACUCUCAGUUAGAGUCCUCAUUGUUUAGAGCAAUGAAUAGAAUGGCUGAAAGUCUCUGGCAUAUCAUGGAUGGCGACCAGGAGUAUGAAAAAAAAAUAGAUAUUUAUUGGCUGCUAAGUGGAUUUUUGGAUCAUGUUGAUAAAUUUUAUAAUGACGUUGGAAGAUUAAUAGAGUGUACUCUGGCGCUUCUAGAAAAAGAAGAUUCAGAUCUUUAUGAACAUUUGUUACAGUUUGAAGUAUUUAAUAAUAUUCCUUUCGAUCGAUGGUUCUGUUCCUGUUUUGCCGAAACUAUUUGUGACGGAUCUCUCCCUAAAAUUUGGGAUAAAAUAGCAGUUGGAGCUUAUAAAAUUCUUGCAUUUGUUGCUGCUGUUAUUUUUAUAACUCUUCGACGAUUCCUAUUGAAUUGUGAUAGCUUAGACUGUGUAUUGGACACAAUUUCACACAUAAACGAGGAAACGUCUGAAAUGAUAGUCAACAAAGCGAUAGAGCUUUGGCAACAAAGCGGCUCUGCUCUUGUGACAAUGUCACCAAAUACCAAUACUAUAAAUCUAACAUAAAAUACAUGACGUAUCAAUUAUAAAAAAAAAAAAUUACCUGAUAAAAUUCUUUUCUACUAA
Messenger RNA from Cotesia glomerata, 1114 nucleotides. RefSeq names its product TBC1 domain family member 7 (gene TBC1d7). The coding region runs from base 134 to 1054 and encodes 306 amino acids. The transcript has 5 exons. Gene Ontology annotation, molecular function: GTPase activator activity. The record is from RefSeq and is a predicted model, not a curated record. Lineage: Eukaryota; Metazoa; Arthropoda; Insecta; Hymenoptera; Braconidae. Gene Ontology annotation, biological process: negative regulation of TOR signaling; activation of GTPase activity.